This is a messenger RNA of Dermochelys coriacea (leatherback sea turtle), 5020 nucleotides long. RefSeq names its product tripartite motif containing 59 (gene TRIM59). The transcript is spliced from 3 exons. Gene Ontology annotation, biological process: cilium assembly. Lineage: Eukaryota; Metazoa; Chordata; Testudines; Dermochelyidae. Gene Ontology annotation, molecular function: zinc ion binding. Gene Ontology annotation, cellular component: intraciliary transport particle B; centrosome; cilium. Bases 526 to 1503 code for a protein of 325 amino acids. The record is from RefSeq and is a predicted model, not a curated record.
GUUUUUUUUUUUUUUUAAAAGUUAAUGACCAUCAGGGAGAUUUUCCAAAACACCUAAGGAAUUUAGAAGCAUAAAGUCCUAAUGACUUUAUUGACUAGUUCUUUUCUCACCUGGAUUUUCUUUCCCACUUGGUUGCUGUGAUCCCACUGGUGGUGCCAGCCCUCUUGUUUCCUCUCCUCCUGUCGUGUUCUAGCAACCUUAAGUAAGCUCCUCAUCUUCAGCUUUGCCAUACAGAACAAGUUGGAAAAGAGAGGUUACUUACUUUACAGUAACGAGUUCUUCAAGAUGUAUGGUACUUCAGGGUAUUCACUGAGGAUGUGUAUGCACCUAAGAUUUGAAGAUUCUUCAUUAGAUUCUUCAUUCUUCAUUGAUAGUCUGUACCCGUGGCUCUGAAUUCAGAGCAUAAGGGGCGGUAAGGACCAACCAGCGCUCCAGUUCCUACUCCAGGAAGGAUCCUAAGCAGAGGGGGAGGAGAGAAAGUAAUGGAAUACCCAUAGGGACUACAUAUCUCAAAGAACUCAAGUUAUGGAAAUGCAUCAUUUUGAGGAGGAAUUAACUUGUUCCAUUUGCUAUAGUAUAUUUGAAGACCCACGGGUACUACCAUGUUCUCACACAUUUUGUAGAAAUUGUCUGGAAAGCAUUCUUCAGCUAUCAAGCAACUUUUCCAUAUGGAGACCACUAAGGCUUCCACUGAAGUGUCCCAAUUGCAGAAGUAUUGUUGAAAUUCCUCCAUCUGGUACUGAGUCAUUACCUAUCAACUUUGCAUUAAAGGCUAUCAUUGACAAAUAUCAGCAAGAAGACCACCCAGAUGUUUCAACAUGUAGUGAACAUUAUAGGCAGCCAUUAAACGUUUAUUGUCUUUUGGAUAGAAAAUUAGUGUGUGGCCAUUGUCUUACAAUAGGUAAACAUUAUGGUCAUCCCAUAGAUGACCUUCAGAGUGCCUACAUGAAAGAAAAGGAGACUCCUGGGAAACUCCUUGAGCAAUUAACUGAUGAACAUUGGACUAAUGUAUGUUUCCUUAUUGAAAAGUUGGAAGAACAGAAAUCUCAUUGUGAAAACAUUGUUCAAGAUGAUAAGAAAGCUGUAUUGCAAUAUUUUAAGAAACUUAAUGACACAUUGGAGCAUAAAAAGCAAGCUUUGCUAGCUGCUUUGGAUGAAGUUAAUGCUCACAUUUCUGAAGAAUAUGCACCACUCGUUGAAAACAUGAAAAGAAUCAGAGAAGAACAGCUUGAUUUAAUGUCAUUGAACUCAUCUGUUCAAGAAGAGGAGUCUCCACUUCUUUUCCUUGAGAAGGUUGAUGAUGUGCGCCAACGCAUAAAAGCUUUGAAACAAAAGCAACUACCAGAUAUCAAACCUGCUGAAGUUUAUCCACGAAUAGGACAGCUAUUGAAGGAUGUGUGGUCCAAAACUGAAAUUGGUCAGAUUAACAAGAUCCUCACUCCAAAAAUAAAGCUGAUUUCAAAAGGGAAGCCAGAAAGUAAUGGAAAUAAGCAGCCAGCAUAAAGAGGAAUCCAAUCAAUUAUAUUCAGAAGUGUGUUUCUAAAAAGUUACAUUUGAGGUAAGGCUAGCAGUGGGUAGAGACUUCUGUUUUGGAUGGGAAGCGGGGGUAUUUGGACCACUGCAUAUUAAGCAUGGUUCUGUAUUAAAGUAUACAAAUUCAUCUAAUCUUAAUAUAUGGAGGAUUUUCUUAAUUCCCAUUAAUACUAAGGGCCAGAUUUUUAAAGGCAUUUAGGCAUCUAAUGAUACAGAUAGGCAUCUAGUGGAAUUUUCAAAAGUACCUAGGCACCUAAUUUCAAUGACCUUAAGUGUCUGAUUGGAUCUCUUCUCUCAGAAUGUCUUGUAUAUUAGUUUCCUGAUGUUUUAAAUAUUUUACAAAUAUGUUUAUAAUGCAAUUUUACUUUUCCAGAUGACAUGGAUUAUUUAGAAAAUGUCAUUGUAACAUUUGACUUCAAAAAAAUUCAGAAUCUAUAUUUAUUCAUGUACUGGAUAUUUUAAUAAAUCUAUCUAAAAACAUAUUAUGUUGGGGAAGUGGGUACCUCUUAUUCUCUCACCCCAUAUAACCACCUUUAAUUCAACACCAAGCUGGAAUGGUGGGUUGAACUGAUGUCAUGAGAGACGGAAGAAGUUACUCACCUUGUACCUUGUUUUUCAAGAUGUAUCCCCCAUAGGUGCAUCACUGUAGGUGUGUCUGCGUCCCUGCACUACUGAUUGGAGAACUUCGGUAGCAGUGUCCAUGCAGCCCACGCAUGCAACCCUCCUCAGUUCUUUCUUGAUUGCCCCAGACUAGAGAGAGAGUUAUAGCUGUCUGUUCACUGAUUGAUUAGCAAUUCUAAAAGAAUUAACAGUUUUUAGCUUCCCUCAAAGAUUUUUCUUUGUUACUCUGUUUGUAUUUUAUUUGGCCCUGCUUAAAAAAAAAAAAAAAAAAAAGGGCUUGUUUCCUGCCAACCCCAGUGGGUGAGGAACCUCCCUGGACAAGGGUGUGUACGACUCCCAAGGAAUCCAUCCCAGUGACUGGCGGACACUUGCAGUGUGUUCACUGCCUGGGAGAGAAGCAUAUUCCAAAAAAGUGUAGCUUGUGUCAGCAACUGAAGCCCAGAUCCAGCAGACAGAGCUAAGACUCAAACUCCUACUCAUGAAGCCAGCCUUCAACCCCGGGUGUCCCAGUGGGAGCUCACACCACUCUCUACUUUGAGGGGAGGUGAGCCCAGAGAGAUGAUCCACUCUUAUAAGGCCUCUAAGAAAAGGUCAGUGAGUCCCCAUAGCGAGCCCCGAUUGAGCCAAAAAUGAUCUCUGGCUUGAUCAGUAUCAUCGAUACUGACAGUGCCAAAGCCAUCUAAAUCUGCUACAUGGGGCAUGCAUGGUAUCGAGUUGAUGGAGCAAGUCAUGGGCACCCCUCUCUUCUCACCCCAUAUAACCCCCUUUAACUCAAUACCAGGCUCGAAGCUGGGUUGAACCAAUGUUAUCAAAGCAAGUAGUUUGACAGUGCGGAUUACAGAUUCCAUCUAGCCUUUCUAAAUUCCCCAUUUUUCUCUGUAGAAUGAAUUGCAGGAAGAUGCUCCCACUCCUUUGUCUAGAAAAUGUUAAAGUACCUGAUAGACUAAAAUUUCUCUCUGGAGAGGCGUAUCAUACUUUAAUUAGGUCUGUUAGCAUUAGAGAUCCUGAGAAUAAAAAAACUGUCUUUGGCACCAGUUUUACUUCAGACUUUCCAGCUCAUGCGUCAGUAUAUCAUGCACUGCCAGCCCUACACCUGCUCAGUUCCUUCUUACUGCAUGUGAUGGUUAGUUGGAGCAUCUCUUCUCACUUUGAGCCUUAGGGCCUUGUAAAUAGUUGUUUUUAGUAGUUAGUGUUAAGUAUUUAAGUGUAGUUAGGAGUUAGAGUCCCAGUGGGGACUUUGUCCUCAGUCUCCAGGGUUUAAACCCUCCGCGGACUGAAACAGGCCUAUGCCUGUAAGUGACCUCCACAGCAGCUGCCUCAAGUACUCGGGGAAAUCAUGUGAAGGACAAGUGGUCGUAUUUGUAAAUAUUUUCGACCCAGGACUCGGAAAGAGUGGGAUAUUUGUUUGUGGGCUCUCCUCCUGGAGGCUGCCCUUCAUCUAGCUUCCGAGUCGUCCCUCCAAGACUUGGCUAGUACCUCAGCCUUGGUUCGGAGCGCAACCCCGGCACGGAGCUCAGCUGGCACCACUCCCUGUUUCUGGUGCCCAGAAAGAAAAUGAAGAGACACGGCUCCCCAGCACCAGGCAAGAAAGGCCAUGGAGCAUCGCACAAAGGAUCCAGUUUGUGCUGCCCUGCCACUCCAGAGCCACGUGGAUGGGCCUCCCUAGUCACGGCCGUUAGCCCCUUAAAGGAUCCACCACUGACUCCUGGGAAUGAUAGCGGACCCAAGCUUUGGACGGCAUCGAUGCCUUCCCAAGCUCCACCAGCACUGAGAGAGCAGAGGCCUCUGCCCAUGCCACCAGCACAACAGGAAGCAUCAAAGGCUCCCUAUGUGGGCAAACUAGCCACUAAGACCUAUGGGGGCAGUGGAGCACCACCAAUCUCCUGAGACAAGGCAGCAUUCUCCAUCUCCGUGCCACAGAUCUCCAGCGUCGCAGACCAUGUCCUCUGCUCGGCCUUGGUCACCGGCAUUGCGAUCAUGGUCCCCGCCAUCUCAACAUGGAUCAUCUUGGGGGAGGCACCAGUCUCCAUUCCACCGGCACCAUUCGCCCUCCCACCGGUCAUCCUCUCGUCACAGAUCUUGCUCGCCUGCCCCGUGGGAACAUUCCUCAUCGCAAUUCUGGUCCCCCUGGCCGAUCCUCCCACUCCAAACACCGGUCUCUAGUGGCGAUAGCCAGCGGGGAGACACAGCGGUGACGGCCCCACUGUAGUCACUGGAAGGGGAUUCCUCCAGCACAGAAGGGCAGUUCAGCCCCUUGCCAAGACCCCACCAGUUUGAAUGGGCACCUGAGGCACGCAUCGACAUCUAUAAUGUCGCCUUGGCAGCACAGCAAGUGGUCAGCGCUGUGGCCUUAUUGGAGUGUGUUGGGCAUGCCAGAGAUGAUGAUGCCUCCUUUACACCGCUCAUCUGCUGCUGCCUCAGUGCAUGAGAUGAGCUUGGAGGUUGAGGUAGAGGAGACAGCGCUCACCGCAAAACUCCCCUCCCCAACAGGGGAUAAUGCCCCGGAGCCUCCCUUGGCGAUAGUCAUCAUCCUCAUCCUCAGCUGAGGUGGUCGUGGGAUCCUCAAGGGCUAGCCCACGAGACAAUUUUCUGCUUCGAUGCGUGGCUGAGAACUUGAGCCUAGAGAUGGAGGAGCUGGCCAAGCAGGCAGACACGUGUUCAAUGUCUUCUCAGCCUCUACCCUGGCCUGUGUUGCACUACCAGUACAUGACAGGGUCCUGAAAAUUGCCUCUGGCAAACCCCAUCAUCCAUCCCUCCCCAGCUCCAAAAGGCUCGAAAAGAAGUACUUCAUCCUAGCCAAAGGGUUCAAGUACCUUUAUACCCACCCACCUCUAGGUUCACUGGUUGUCUCUGUGGCCAACAAAAA